AUGGAGCUGCGAUUCCCUUCCAUCAACACGGUAGUUUUGCAGGACCGGACGUCGUUGCCGGUUCAGAUGAUGCGGAGGGGAGUCGCCACAGUUAAGCUUCCAGUGCCAUCUGGCGUCGAGCUGACUCUAAGCAGGGGCAAACUCGGCGAUGUGCUGUACAAGCCGACCACAGAUUUCCUGCGCUGGGGGCCGUGCGUGCGCGUCAUGAUGCCCAGUUACAACGACCUGCACGACCCGCACCUGCGGCACUACUUCCAGAGGAAGGAGCUGAAUGACCGGCUCAGAAGAUUAAAUUUAGUUACGGAAGACAAUGAGGUGAUAUGCUCUUUGAAGGACUACAACACCUAUGAGGAAUAUCUACGGGGGCUCAAGAUGGUUGCUGACCACACCUACGACGAGGCCCAGAGCAACAAGAUGAAGAAAGUUAUGAAGCUGCAAGAGAAGGGUCGGAUCCCGGGGGAUUUCACCCUCACUGAAGUGAUGGACGUGCUGCUGGAUGAAGACUCACGGGAACUGAGACAGCUGUUGCAGGCCGAGGCAGCCAACAAAAAAAUUAGAUUGAGGAGACAAGAAGAGGAAGAAAAGUACAAAAGGCAGGAUGAGGAGGACUUCUACACAGAACUGGACCUGUACAGCUGGAAGGCGGAGGACCGCGCGCGGCUCAUGAUGAUCGAGAAGCAGCUGAGGCACGAGCAGAACCGCCUGCGCUACCAGAAGGAGAUCCGGCAGGAGAGGGACAGAAAGAAACAAGCCGCGCUGCAGCGGAAAUGUCUGAACGAGCAGAGGAGGAUGGAGGUGGAGAUAGAGGCAGCUAAGGACCCCGUUUUGGACAAGUACAACUCCAGACUCCUGAAGAACAUGUUCCGGGAGCCACCAAAGGGGGAGCCGCAGUACCUGCUGCCAAGGAGGUCACACAUGGAGAGGCCCAUCCUACGGUCCACGCUGGCAAAGGUUUACGGCCAAAGACCAGCAAGACCAGAUUUAAAACAAGCUGCACUGGACCAGCAGUAUGCCCUGCAGCAGAAGAUGCUCUCGAAGGAGUCUGAGAGGAUGAGGCUGCGGGCCGAAGAGACGAGGCCGCAGGCGGAGCCCCGGGACCCGCGGCCAAUGAGGUCGUGCGUAAAGCUGCCAGCUCUGCAGUCACACCUCACAAAACUGUACGGGAGCAAGGAGAACGGCGCCAACCCCAAACGGGCGAGACGGGACCAGAAACGCACAAACCAACAGAGAUGGCUGCCGAAGAUAUACAGCUAAGCAUUCUGG
Molecule: messenger RNA, 1263 nt
Organism: Megalops cyprinoides (Indo-Pacific tarpon)
Lineage: Eukaryota; Metazoa; Chordata; Actinopteri; Elopiformes; Megalopidae
Product: fibrous sheath-interacting protein 2-like
Exons: 9
Coding region: 1-1254 (417 amino acids)
Source: RefSeq, a predicted model, not a curated record